Daphnia pulex (common water flea) is the source of this 2215-nucleotide messenger RNA. RefSeq names its product putative inhibitor of apoptosis. The record is from RefSeq and is a predicted model, not a curated record. Lineage: Eukaryota; Metazoa; Arthropoda; Branchiopoda; Diplostraca; Daphniidae. The transcript is spliced from 5 exons. Bases 539 to 1774 code for a protein of 411 amino acids.
UUUUCAAGUACCGCUUCCGGCUAUGACUAAUAAAGAAUUGGACAAAUUCCACAGAGACGUUAGUUUAUUUUACAUUUUAAAACCGUCGGUAAAACCCAGCACAAAUUAAAGGGGAUAUCGAUUAGAAAGCUGAGUCACCCGCCCUUGCAUUUUAACCAUAGCAAUAUCGAUUCAAAAUUGCGAAAGUUUGUCGGAAGUUUUGGGGAACCGUAUCGUAUUCUGGCAUUCUUGGUAUAGGUAACAGUAAAAGUUGGGACAUUGGCUUCGUCCUUGUUGUUCCCCCCCUCUCCCCAUUGUUAAAGUUGCCCUGCGGCAGUACGCAUUCCAAAAUCAGUCGCCAUCUUAAGCUUUCAAAGGCCAUUCGGGUACAUACAUACAUUCUACGCUUAUUCGUGUUCCUCCCAUCUUUGUUAUCAGCCUUGUUGUGAGGAAAAAUGUAUCAUUUUUAAGGAAAUUCAUACUCUUAAAUUGUGUGGCUUUUCCAAUCUACCUUUUCAAUUCAACUUAAUUAAUCGACUGAGUGUGCUCCUCUAACAAAAUGAGCUCAACUGAAAUAGGCACAUUUCGUCAAAACUCACUAUCUUCACACCAGUUUUGUCAUCAAUCAAACAACAACGUGAUUGAUGCUCCAAUUCACCCUAGUUUGCAGAAAAGUGUCCCAUCCAGCAACAGCGCUUCUCAAAGAGCUUUAAGAAGUGAAGCCCUGCGAUUAGCAACUUUCCAGGGAUGGCCCCUCGAAUACCUUUCUCCUAGAGAUCUUUCACGUGCUGGCUUUUUUUAUCGAGGCCUGGCAGAUCAAACCCAAUGUGCAUUUUGCUGCAUUACCAUCAGCCAAUGGGAAGCUCACGAUGAUCCCAUGGCUGAGCAUAGAAGACAUGCUCCAAAUUGCCCUUUUGUUCUUCAAUUAUCAGUUGGCAAUAUCCCUCUCUCCAGUAAUAGAAGUGUCCCCACUGUCCAACCCGUCGCCUCAUCCUCACGUCCAUGUGCAUUCCCCUCAUUGGGCGGUGGUGGUGGCGCAGAUACAUGCUCCCGAUUUCAAAACGAAUCUCGUCCCAAUGCAUUACCCGAAAGAGUUCCAGUGGCAUUAACGAUCCGUCAAGCAAACGGCGGUGAAGGGCCAUCAACUUCGGGUGACUUGUCAUCAUUGAGUCUUUUGCCACAUCAACAAGCUCGUCAUCCUGAAUUGACAUCGUUAGAAGCUAGAUUGAAAACGUUUGAUGAUUGGCCGCCUGGUUUAGAACAACGCCCACCGCAGCUAGCUGAAGCAGGAUUCUACUACAUGAAAACUGGCGAUCACGUCAAAUGUUUCUGCUGCGACGGAGCUCUGCGCAAUUGGGAGCCCAAGGACGACCCGUGGGUAGAACACGCCCGUUGGUUCUCGCGUUGCAACUUUCUAGUAUCCGUGAAAGGAAAUGACUACAUCAGAGAAAUUCAAGCUCGAUACAAGCAAAAUAUUCCUGGAUCGAGCGCGGCUUCAGAAGAUUUAGUCGAAGUUAAAGAAGUUAAAAAAGAAGAAGAUGGUAAAAAUGUAUGUAGUGCUGCUGUGCAAUCGUCGGAAGAAGCUACUGGCGGUGAUGCGCCAUCCACUUCUGCUUCGUCCAAACUACGUGACGCCCUUCUUUGUCAGAUCUGUUAUGACCAGCAGCUCAGUAUGGUCUUUCUACCCUGCGGGCAUUCCAUGAGUUGCCCGUCCUGCGCUACUGCUCUCACCACUUGUCCCCUCUGUCGUAAACGCAUCGAAGCGACGGUCCGCGCCUUCUUUCCCUUUUCUUAAAAAAACAAACAUACGGUAAUUAAAUAUUGGAUCAGAGAAGAAACACACGCCCCUAGUUAUGGCGGUGUACCGGAACUUGAAAACGCUUUUGUUUGUAUGUGGAAGAGAGAUAGCCUUUAUAUGCAUUUGAUUUAAAAAAAAAGUUGGCUUAAAAUAAUUAGCUACAAAAUAUCCAGAUAAUAAAUGUAAUUACAAGAACUCUCUCGGUUCAGAGGCACAUUUUUGACAAGUGGUUCCCAAAAUUUUGGGUAUCGCGAAUUUUACAUAUUCAAGACAUUUCGAAUGAACGGGUCCGUGGUCUUUGUUAUUUCUUUUCGCAAUUCUUGCAUUUCUUCACAAUUCACAUCUUUCUUUUGCUCCAUUAUUUUUUUGGCACGUUCCAAAUACGUCCGCAUCAAUGUAUCACCUUCCUGUGAAUAUACCAUUACAUGUAAACGAUAA